Molecule: messenger RNA, 2037 nt
Organism: Pyrus x bretschneideri (Chinese white pear)
Lineage: Eukaryota; Viridiplantae; Streptophyta; Magnoliopsida; Rosales; Rosaceae
Product: lycopene epsilon cyclase, chloroplastic
Biological process (GO): carotenoid biosynthetic process
Molecular function (GO): oxidoreductase activity, acting on paired donors, with incorporation or reduction of molecular oxygen
Source: RefSeq, a predicted model, not a curated record
UAACUUCCAUUCCCUAUCUCCAAGCGGUCAGUGUUUAAGCAGUGACAGCAGCUCUCUCAGAAACUCUCUGUCUCCGGUGGCUUUUCCGGCACUUCAACUCACCAAAUCCACGUUCUCGAAAUACCCUUUUGCUCUGUCCCCCAAAGACUCCAACUUUUUCGGAAAAAACCACUAUAAAUGCCAGGCUGUGAGUCCUGAAAGUUCUGAGGCGCGUUGGAGAUAUAAGCCGGUAUGGACUGCGUUGCAGCAAUGACGGCGUCGUUUUACCCGACCUGGAGGGUGAGGAGAAGAGGAGGACUGGUGGGUGGAAAGGAAGGUCCUUUUUUCCGGUAUGGUUUGUGCAACAAGGUUUCUCUGCUGCGAGUGAGAGCGAGUGCAGGAGGCGAAGGGGGCGGUGUCGGCGUGGUGGUGAAGGAAGGUUUUGCGGACGAGGAGGAUUUCAUGAAGGGCGGCGGGCCGGAACUGCUCUUAGUUCAAAUGCAGCAGAAAAAGGUCAUGGAGAAGCAGUCCAAGCUCGCUGACAAGCUACCGCCAAUACCAGUAGCAGAUAGUGUUCUGGAUUUGGUGGUGAUUGGUUGUGGUCCGGCAGGACUUGCUCUGGCUGCAGAAUCAGCCAAGUUGGGAUUAAAAGUUGGGCUUAUUGGCCCAGAUCUCCCUUUCACAAACAACUAUGGUGUUUGGGAGGAUGAAUUCAAAGAUCUUGGACUUGAAGGGUGUAUUGAGCAUGUUUGGCAGAACACAAUUGUGUAUCUUGACGAUGAUUCGGACCCCAUUAUGAUCGAUCGUGCUUAUGGUCGUGUUUGUCGAGACAUGCUACAUGAGGAGCUCUUGAGAAAGUGUGUGGAGUCAGGUGUUUCGUACCUCGAUUCAAGGGUGGAAAGUAUUGUUGAAGCUAGCAAUGGGAUUAGUCUUGUAUCCUGUGGCCACAAUAUUGUUGUUUCGUGCAGGCUUGCUACUGUUGCAUCAGGAGCUGCUUCGGGGAAGCUUUUGCAGUACGAGGUGGGUGGUCCAAAGGUGUCCGUCCAAACAGCAUAUGGUAUCGAGGUUGAGGUGGAAAAUAACCCAUAUGAUCCCGAAGUGAUGGUUUUCAUGGAUUAUAGAGACUACAAGAAACAAGAAGUUCGGUCUUUAGAAGCAGAAUAUCCAACGUUUCUUUAUGUCAUGCCCAUGUCUCCGACUAGAUUGUUCUUUGAGGAAACUUGCUUGGCUUCUAAAGAAGCCAUGCCUUUUGAUUUAUUGAAGAAAAAGCUCUUGUCACGGUUACAGACAAUGGGAAUCCGUAUUACAAAAACUUAUGAAGAGGAAUGGUCUUGGAUUCCGGUUGGUGGCUCCUUACCAAAUACAGAGCAAAAGAACCUAGCAUUUGGUGCUGCUGCUUGCAUGGUACAUCCUGCCACAGGAUAUUCAGUCGCAAGGUCUUUGUCGGAGGCUCCAAAAUACGCUUCUGUGAUUGCAAUUAUUUUGAAGCCAGAUCAUAAUAAGGCCAUUCACCGCAGCCAAAUAAGUAAUGAGAACAUCUCGAUGCUAGCAUGGAAUACGCUCUGGCCGCAAGAAAGGAAACGCCAAAGAUCAUUCUUUCUUUUCGGACUAGCGCUUAUUCUGCAACAGGACAUCGAGGGCAUCAGGAUAUUCUUUCACACUUUCUUCCGCUUACCCACCUGGAUGUGGCAGGGUUUCCUCGGCUCUACAUUGUCCUCGGCUGAUCUCAUCCUUUUCGCGUUGUAUAUGUUUGUUUUAGCACCAAAUAACUUGAGAAAGAACCUCGUCAGACACCUACUUUCUGAUCCUUCCGGAGCCACUAUGAUUAGAACCUAUUUCACAUUCCCGUCCUCCGGCAUAAUAACACAGUUUAGAGUACCCUAAGAGAUGAGGUCACUGCCUACUUUUGAAGGUCACUGUUUUUUUUUGGUGUAAAUAGUACAAAUGUGUGUUCCUUUGUUACCGUUUAGAUUACUAAAGUGUUCCUAAAAGGGGUUUCAAUAUGUAUCGAGAUGUGAUUAGCAAUGUGGUAAAUAAAGGUGGUUCGUGUGGAUCCGA